UCACAUGAGUCAGAGUUUACAACCAAGUCAGACUCAACUUUACAACACUGACAAGGCUGUGAUUUGCAAUGUGCGCUGUCACUCGUUUUUUUUAAUGGAAAAAUCGGGAAAAACUUUCGAAGGUAAAUCUGUGCAGUAAUUUUGACUUUAGCCAGGUAAACGUUUAACUUUUUUAAAAUUUGUGUUUCUUUUUUUUGUGUGGAAAAGUUACAGAUACAGUGGAGUAGAUAUGCGCGUUGCUAUAUUUUACAGUGUGUUCUUCCGAAACAUCAGAAAGAAGUGUACUGUUUGUGGUGAUUGCGAUAGCUAACCCUACUGUUGGGAGAACAUAACUUUACUUUUGGACUCACUUUGAUUUAACUUUCGAUGAUCGAGGUUUCGAGUUUCGCCCUCCGAAAAAACAGAUUUUUGGUUCUUUGAGUUGAAUCUUUUUAUACAUAUAUUUUUUUUCCUUCUCGGGCAAAUACUUUUUUGGGAUAGUUUUUGUUGUUGGAAUAAACAUGGAUCCGAGCCAGCACAACCCCCCGGCCGGUCACCAGAUAAUCCACGUCCGGGGAGACUCGGAGACGGAUCUGGAGACCCUUUUCAACGCUGUAAUGAACCCGAAAAAUACCAGCGUCCCCCCCUCCGUCCCAAUGAGGAUGAGAAAGCUUCCAGAUUCCUUCUUCAAACCGCCAGAGCCAAAGUCCCACUCCAGACAAACCAGCACAGACGCAGGUACGGCUGGGGCCAUCGCCCCCCACCACGUGCGUGCCCACUCGUCCCCUGCCUCCCUACAGCUAGGGGCAGUGUCUCCCCUGUUGGGCAUGGUCCCUGCGGGCGCCCCCCCAUCACACCUCCGACAGUCGUCCUAUGAGAUCCCAGAUGACAUGCCCCUGCCCCCGGGCUGGGAGAUGGCCAAGACACCCUCUGGACAGAGAUACUUCCUCAACCAUCUGGACCAGUCGACCACCUGGCAGGACCCUCGUAAGGCCCUCCUACAGAUGAACCAGGCCCCUCCCACCAGCCCUGUACCAGUCCAGCAGCAGAACAUCAUGAGCCCCGCUAGUGGUCCUCUCCCUGACUGCUGGGAACAGGCCAUCACCUCAGAGGGAGAGGUCUACUACAUCAACCACAAGAACAAAACCACCUCUUGGCUCGACCCACGACUCGACCCACGACUCGACCCACGCUACGGCCUGAACCAGCAGCGUAUCACCCAGAGUGCCCCAGGUAAGCAGGGGGGCCAACUGCCCUCCAGUCCCGAGAGCAGAGGAGUCAUGGGGGGCAACAACCAGAUGAGGCUCCAGCAGCUGCAGAUGGAGAAGGAGAGGUUGAGACUGAAACAUCAGGAGCUGCUCCGCACCAGACCACAGGAGCUGGCUUUGAGGACCCAACUACCAGUCAGUAUGGAGCAGGACGGGGGGACUCCCAACCCCGUGUCGUCCCCUGGGAUGGGUCAGGAUGCCAGAACCAUGGCAACCAACAGCUCCGACCCAUUCCUCAACAGUGGGACCUACCACUCCAGGGACGAGAGCACAGACAGCGGUCUGAGUAUGAGCAGCUACAGUGUCCCCCGGACCCCUGACGACUUCCUCAACAGUGUGGACGAGAUGGACACAGGGGACGCCCUGCCGGUCUCCAUGGGGACGCAGCCCAGCCGUUUCCCUGACUACCUGGACGCCAUCCCGGGGACGGACGUGGACCUGGGCACGCUGGAGAGUGACAACAUGGCCAUGGAGGGGGAGGAGCUUAUGCCUAGUCUCCAGGAAGCCCUUAGCUCCGACAUCCUGAACGAUAUGGAGUCAGUCCUGGCCGCCACAAAGAUCGACAAGGAGAGCUUCCUCACAUGGUUAUAACAUGGUUAUAACAUGGUUAUAACACAUUUAUAGAACAAACUGGACCCUUAUACGGUAUACAGUGGGGGUUGCCAAACUUUUGUUUUCUCUGUAACCCAACUGAAGUGGGUGUUGUGUCGUGACCCACCAACUGAGGUGGGUGUCGUGACCCACCAUAGGACUUGAACAGUGGAACUACAUAUUCUGACCUACUGGUAUAUAGGAGAGAGGAGAUGAGAGGAGAUGAGAGGAGAUGAGAGGAGAUGAGAGGAGAUGAGAUGAGAUGAGAUGAGAUGAGAUGAGAGGAGAGGAGAGGAGCCUGGGAUGAGAGGAGAGGAGCCUGGGAUGAGAUGAGAGGAGAGGAGCCUGGGAUGAGAGGAGAUGAGAGGAGAGGAGCCUGGGAUGAGAGGAGAGGAGAGGAGAGGAGAGGAGAGGAGACUGGGAUGGGAAGAGCCUGGGAUGGGAUGAUGGGUUCCAGAAAGAGAGACAUGAUAUCCUCUCCUCAGUAAGUCUACACUCUGAACUGCUACCUAGUCAAACUACAUGAUUUGAUACAACAAAGACAUUUCAACCAACGUAUGAUAUCUGUCGUCGGUCAGCAUACACAAUGAUACUGACAGCUCUUUUCGGCAGUGCUAUUCUCUUGUUUCUAUGUCUUUAUUUUAGUUGUCUGUGUCUUCAAGGCUGGCCCAUGAACAGACCAUU
Molecule: messenger RNA, 2522 nt
Organism: Salvelinus fontinalis (brook trout)
Lineage: Eukaryota; Metazoa; Chordata; Actinopteri; Salmoniformes; Salmonidae
Gene: yap1
Product: Yes1 associated transcriptional regulator
Exons: 8
Coding region: 501-1838 (445 amino acids)
Biological process (GO): positive regulation of transcription by RNA polymerase II; hippo signaling
Cellular component (GO): cytoplasm; nucleus
Molecular function (GO): transcription corepressor activity; protein binding; transcription coactivator activity
Source: RefSeq, a predicted model, not a curated record